AUGUCUUCUUCAGACUCUGUUGAUCACAUUUCCAAGUGGGAGGAACGUGUAUGCUUAAACAGAGGAAGAAAGUUUUUCAAACCUAAAGUCAGUGGAUCCAUUACACCUGCUGUUGGAAUGUUUUUUAAAUCAUUUGAUGAGGCUUUUGCGUUUUAUCAGAGAUAUGCACUUGCUGCAGGUUUUUCUGCAAGAAAAAAUACCUCUUGGAAAAAUGGUGGUGGUUUAGUGAAAAUAAGAUAUAUUGUCUGCUCAAAAGAAGGAUUUCAUGUUAACAAAGAAAUAGAUUCUGGUUCAAUUGAUGAGAAUAGUAAAAAGAUUGUUAGACGUAAUAGAAGUUCAAAAAGAGUUGGAUGCAAUGCUCAUGUGAAAUUAAUAUUAGAGAACAAUAAUAUGUUUAAAAUCUACUACUUUGAAGAAGAACAUAAUCAUAUCUUUGUUGAAGAUGAAGAUAUUCAUUUCUUGCCGGCUGCCAGAAGUAUUGAUUAUGUUAAAGAAAGUUUUAUAUCUGGACUGUCUUCAAUCAAUAUUGGACCUGUUAAAGCAUUCAAUAUUAUGAAAACAAUGUAUGGUGGUUUUGGUGAACUUGGUACUAGUAAAGUUGAUUGUAAGAACUAUAGAAGGGCUGGAUUGUCUUCAAUCAAUAUUGGACCUGUUAAAGCAUUCAAUAUUAUGAAAACAAUGUAUGGUGGUUUUGGUGAACUUGGUACUAGUAAAGUUGAUUUGAAUCUUUACAUAGGAGAGUAUGAUGCAGAAAUGGUAGUUAGGCAUCUUAUUAGAAAGAAAGAAUGUUGUCCCGGUUUCAUAUGUGAUUAUGUUAUUGGUGAAGAUAGAAGAUUGAAAGGACUUUUCUGGGCUGAUGAGCAAUCAAAAACAAAUUAUACAGUGUUUGGUGACAUAGUUGGUUUUGAUGCUACUUAUAAAUCAAACAAAUAUGAUUUGGUUUUUGUACCAUUUACUGGGAUUGAUAAUCAUUUUAGGAAUGUCACAUUUGGUGGUGGAUUACUUGGUUCUGAGACUGCAGAUUCUUAUAGAUGGCUUUUAAGGUGCUUUGUUGGUCCUGUUUUGUCAGCAAACAUUGAUUUUAAUACAAGAAUGACUCAUGUUGUUUGGAAUGAUACUAUUAUUCCAGAAGAUUUUGAAACUGAGUGGUAUUCAAUAAUGUCUACUUUUGGAUUGGAAAAUCAUGAGUGGUUAAAAGAUAUGUACGAUCUUCGAUUUGAUUAG
Molecule: messenger RNA, 1224 nt
Organism: Helianthus annuus (common sunflower)
Lineage: Eukaryota; Viridiplantae; Streptophyta; Magnoliopsida; Asterales; Asteraceae
Product: protein FAR1-RELATED SEQUENCE 5-like
Exons: 4
Coding region: 1-1224 (407 amino acids)
Biological process (GO): regulation of DNA-templated transcription
Source: RefSeq, a predicted model, not a curated record